Messenger RNA from Nomia melanderi (Alkali bee), 1058 nucleotides. It is a transcript of the gene CSP2, whose product is annotated as chemosensory protein 2. The record is from RefSeq and is a predicted model, not a curated record. Lineage: Eukaryota; Metazoa; Arthropoda; Insecta; Hymenoptera; Halictidae.
UCCGAACCGAGAGCCGGUGCACAGAGAGGUGUUUCGAGAGACGGUGAACCGGCUGGUAUAUAUCGUCACGUCGUCGCCGUCGCCGUCGCCGUCGCCGUCGCCGUCGCCGUCGCGUUGUCCGCCACACACACUUUCGUAUUUAUUGGCCGAAGAAGGGGAGGAAAGAGCACGGACGAACCUCGCGGGCCAGUGCGUUCCGAGGUUUCGAGGUGAGAGGACACCGACCGAUCGACCAACGGACCAACAGACCGAUUUCGUCCCACGGACUUAUCCGGCGCCGUCGAAAGUCUCGCUUCUGGUUCCGCUCCGGUCGAGAGCGCGCGACGUCCCAUCGAUCAGGGUAGCCGGCCCGUUCCUCGUCCCUUCUCGUUCGUCUCUCCUCGUUCGCGUGGUUUUUUCUGCGAGCUGCUCGAGGAGGAGCCGCGCGAUUCAUCGGGAUUCGUCGCGCCGCGCACCGAGAGCCCUCGGCAUGGCUUCGACGAUCAAGCUGGUGGUGUUUGUCGGUUGCACUCUGCUCGUCUGCGUGGCCACGGCAGAAUCGGACGAAGGACAGAGCGGAAGAUCGCGAGUCUCGGACGAGCAGCUGAACAUGGCCUUGAGCGACCAGCGUUACCUCAGGAGACAGCUGAAAUGCGCCCUGGGAGAGGCGCCGUGCGACCCCGUCGGCAGACGCUUGAAAAGUUUAGCGCCGCUGGUUUUGAGAGGCUCCUGCCCGCAAUGUAGCCCCGAGGAAACACGACAGAUCAAGAAGGUCCUCUCGCACAUUCAACGAUCCUACCCGAAGGAAUGGUCGAAGAUAGUGCAGCAGUACGCCGGAGUUUAGCGGGAAACGACUCGGCUGGAUCGGAUGGGGGAUGAAAGAAGGCGGAAGAGGGACCGAGCGUAUCUGUUCGUCAUGGGUGUCUCCGACGUCGCCGUUAUAUAUAAUCGUUACGAGCGACCGUUCCACGAGCCGACGAUCUCUUCGAGUUCCGCGAGAGGAACACCGCGCGCGUUCGUUCGGUGUUGGUCGCUCGGCUUGGACGUAACACGAUAACAUUGUAAGAUAUUUGCAAUAA